AUGUCCAAAGUAAUAAAGCCCAGUAACACGAAGGGUUCUAGAAAGAGUUCAAAAGGAGCCACACCUGAUACUAAAAAUUUCUUCCAUGCGAAGAAAAAGGAUCCGGUAAACCAAGAUAAAUCCAAUAAUGCUUCUCAAGUUACCCCAGCAGUGGCUCAUUUCCAUCCAUCAGAUAUGGUAAUUCCUGACCAUCUAGCCGAAUUGAUUCCCGAGUUGUAUUCCUUCCAACAACUGAUGGAUUCCGAGAAAAGAUUAGAUCAUUUUAUUCAUCUGCGAAACUUACAUAUGAAGCGAAUGGUAGCGCAAUGGGACAAGUCAAAACAAUCUCAAGAGUUUCUUUAUCCUCAUUUGGACUCUCCAAGUGUAAAAUACCUUCGAAUCUUCAUUUCAAAUGUCAGUGAAAACCAACCUUGGCAAAUGGACACGAAUAAUGAGCCUGACCUUAUGGCCCUGGAGAAUGCUACUUGGACAAUGAGAAUCGAAGGCCGAUUGUUGGACGGCGUACAAGCCAAUGAUCCAGCAAGAGAGAAGUUUAGCUCAUUCAUAGAAUCCAUAGUGGUGGACUUUAAAAAUAAGGAAACCGAUAAUAUGCUAUCUACCAGGGUUGAUACAGCUCCUGAGGAAAACGCCAUCGAAAUACCUGGUGAAAAGAAAUUGAACUUAAACUUGCCUUUGCAGUUUUCUCUGCCGAAUGGGGACGGUUCUACUACGAGCAACAGAGUACAGAAUAGUGACAUGUUGGCGAAGGAAACUGUUAAAAAAGAUAUGAGUUCCACAACACCAAAACUAGAACCAGUAAAAUGGCAGUAUGACCCAAAUAAUCCUGUAGAUUUCGAUGGACUUGAUAUUAAGAGAGCAGGAUCUGAAAACGUAGAAUGCACUAUAAGCAUACUGCGAAAGUCAUCCCCGGAAGAGCAGUUUAUGAGCUAUUCUUCAGCACUAACCGCUAUAAUAGGAUUGAAGAGUGGAACAUCACAUGACGCGAUAUUCUCCAUAUACAAAUACAUCCAGUUAAAUGAAUUGCUCACCAACGAUGAGUCUGCAUUCGAAAAUUUGAUGGGCAAUAGAAAUAGUCACAAUAGCAACACUGGCACUAAUAAAAUACUCGAUACAAUCUCUAAUCCAGUUCCCAUUGUAAAGUUAAACUCUCAGCUCAUAACCUUAUUACCUGGCAGGCUUAAAGAGUCUUCGCCAGAUACAAUAAAAUUAACAGAUUUAUUGUCUCUGAUUAAUAAUACACAUUUACUCUCAUUACAACCAAUUGAGAUCGACUACACAGUACGCGUUGAUAAAGCUUCCACUUACGGUGAGUUAGUUCUCGAUAUUGAAGUGCCCGAUGUCGACGCUCUAAAAUUGAAUAAUGCCCAAAGAGAAAGCCAAAUUGGCGCUGCUGAAUUGAAUGAAAACGUUAAGGACUUGGAACAUAUCAAAACCAAGGUAGCUUUACAGGACAAAGAAAUAACGUCCAUCCUGUCAAAUCUACAUGAGAGCAACAAACGAUACCGUUUCUUCAAGAAAAUCAGUGAGGACCCAGUUAAAGCGUUAAACGAAUGCAUUGCUUCCACUUCGAAUGCUUUGAAAGUCUUGUCGGGAGAUGAAGGUUAUAAUGAAGAUAUGGUAAGGCGAGCUAACUUUUACAAGGAGAAUGAAGCCAUGUUGCGCGAAAAUAUAGAAGUUAUAUUAUCAAAUGGACGAAUGUAG
Messenger RNA from Saccharomyces paradoxus, 1701 nucleotides. It is a transcript of the gene SNF12, whose product is annotated as Snf12p. The coding region runs from base 1 to 1701 and encodes 566 amino acids. The transcript has a single exon. Lineage: Eukaryota; Fungi; Ascomycota; Saccharomycetes; Saccharomycetales; Saccharomycetaceae. The record is from RefSeq and is a predicted model, not a curated record.